Molecule: messenger RNA, 3999 nt
Organism: Orbicella faveolata
Lineage: Eukaryota; Metazoa; Cnidaria; Anthozoa; Scleractinia; Merulinidae
Product: putative G protein-coupled receptor No18
Biological process (GO): G protein-coupled receptor signaling pathway
Cellular component (GO): plasma membrane
Molecular function (GO): G protein-coupled receptor activity
Source: RefSeq, a predicted model, not a curated record
GAGGCAGCGUGAAUAUGUAUAGAUUAUAUUGCGCGGCACGCAAACCUAGAAAUAAUUAAGGCCAAUUCUAGGAUUCGGUUGUGAAUUUUCUCGGCAAAUCCCUACUGCGUAUCUCAUGCAAUCGAAACCAAGCAUAUAUGUUACAAUUUAUCCAAACACACAUUUUGACUAGAAGGGAAGGUAUUAUAAGAAGGUUAAAUUUUCGCUCCUUAAGAACACCAAAGAGAGCUUAAUUAUGUUUUCUCUGAGUUUUAUUUGAAGUUGUUUGCUGUUCACCGCCGAAAAAGCCGCAUCCCCAAAUUGGCAGGUGUCUAAUAACAAAGGCGCCAGCUCUUGUUCCGUCUGGAUAUCUAGUCGCAGUGCUCUUGAAGAAAUAAACACAUACACGCGACGUGGCGACUGAUCGCGAAAUUUUGUAGGGGAUGGCAUAAACACCCGACUGGUUGUGAAAAAUUAUCCAGUUGUUCUCAGCACAAUUAAAGUGUGGCAGAAUAUUUGCGCGUGCCUCCCACUUGGAAACAAAGUGGUCGAUUUGUUCUUCAAUCAUUUCCCAAAACACGAGCAAAACAGGUGGUUUUUCAGUUGUAUUUCGAGGAGCAAUUACGUGCUUGAGAAAAACGAAAAAAAGUGUUUUGGGUCGACUGAAGUGAUCAUGCCGUCGACUGAUUUCUCGGGGUCCUCACUUGACGCUGCAAGUAGCGAGGUUGUUUUCCACGUUUCUGGCGUUUUGAAAAUAAUGAUCGUGGUGGUUUUUAAAUUUACACGAAUAUGAUCAAGGUAUUUUGAUCCUAAUUCUCUUUUUAUGAAGCGAAGGUCGUUAACUGAAUUAUAACCAAUGGGAGUAAAAAUCUUAAUUUUGAUCUUUUUCUUGACCUAUUUUUUGCCUAAUUCCCAUAUGAAAACCCAGUGCGAUCGUCCUCUUAUUUAAAACUGUCUCGUGGUCCUUGCUUUCAAGAAGUCUCUUAAACACUGUCCCCGUUCAGAUUGGAGUAAAAUUGAAUAAUCCCCACAUUUUUAAUUUUACAACUCAUAUUUAAUCCAGUUUAUGCCAGUAUACCAGCUAAAGUAAACAGAAAUACCCGCCUUUUAAAAGGGACAAAAACAACAAACAAAUUAGGAAAUCGACGGCAAGCUUUUAGCUGAGGUAAGAACGACUGAGUUAAUUUUCGUUCGUUGAAAUACGCAACUUUAGCGUAGUUACGAGGACCAGAAAAAUAAUUGUAAAUUAUUUGCGAAAUAGAGGAAGUAUAUGCAAGAUUAUAUUUAUUUGCGAUCGAAAGCCAAUAUCGCGGAAUGUCCGCCAUGUAUACUGAAUUUUUGCCGUCCAGCAUUAAUUAAAUCAGAUCGCGGCACUAUGUAAAUAAGUGAAGAAAGGUUCAAGGAAGUUUUUCUAGCUUUCCCCGUGUUGUUAGCUUGUGUUGUGGGUCGGCGUGCCGAGCAAAUAACGAUCCGACGAUGAAUCUAAAUAUUGACCCCUUUUCUCCGCUCGAUAUUUGAAUAACAUAUAGUUAGUAAUGAAACGCCAUAUUCGUAUUAAAAUAAACAGUACAUAUUACAACAAGCCGACAACUUCCUCAGUUAGAAAACACGUUAUAAUUUUAGAUUGCGAGCUUGAAAACCAACUAACAGUACAAGGAUGUAAGCACGCGCGUCUUGAUAUUUUUCAGUAGUUUUUACAAUUAUCAACUCCGUGGUUUUGUUUUCCGCGAAUUCGAUAUUUCAGUUUCAAGCUGCGCUGAAUGUUGGAAAUUGUAACGCAUUUCCUCUUACUCCUCCUAUCUCAUCCUCAGAGACAGCGGGGCGAAAGAUUUAGACGAAAACAAAUCGUUCCUCUAUUCGCUGAAAGUCUUCCGCACACUAACAGAUCGCAAACAAAUAUCUGUCAUUGUCUUCGCUAAUUUAAAAUUGCGAUAGGUAAUAAACACAACACACUUUGGUCAGGCUUUAUCUCAAGCGACAAGAUCAUUAGUUUAGGGGAAAAAUGCAAAAAUACAUGGCACCUUAAGCAUUCGACGGCUCGUUAUCCGAAAUUUGAGCUGCGGCGAAUCAUAUUAUUUGAACUACUUCAAAAGCAUUUUAACACACUUUUUUUUUCAUUAACGAAGGUCUCGCUUUUUUCAUUGGGAAGGGAGGGACUUCUUGCCAAAUAAAGAUUUGAAUACAAGAUUCAAAAUACGGACUAAUUAAUAGACAUUCAGAAAACAGACAAAUCACAAGGCAGAUGUCACACCCCUCGACAUGUCUUUAAGAGCGCUGCCAACGCGCUUUUUUCGUCACUUGGCGACAACAAUCAUUUCGUACGCGUGUUUUUACGCAUUGUCUCUUAUUGUUGUUACAAAGCGCACCAGGAUAACUACGGAGGUACAAGCGUGCAGAGCAUAUUAGUCCACAACAAACCAGUGGCGACAUGAACGGCUCCAGUUGUGGAGGUGGCGCUAACACCACAUUCGGCCUGGCUAACAUGAUCUCGCAAGCCAGUUUCGUCAUUUUUAUUCUGAUUCUCGAUGUCUGCGGAAAUUGCCUUGUGAUCGGCGCGAUUCUUCGUUACAGACGACUUCGAACAAUUACCAACUACUUCAUCAUCUCGUUGGCAGUAUCAGAUCUCCUUAUCGCCGCGCUUUCAAUGUCGUUUCGCAUUCACCACACUCUCAAGUCGCUGUGCUGGGAUCUCGGGGAAACGAUCUGCGAAUUUUGGGUCUUCGUGGACCUGCUGUGUUCUUGCGCUUCAAUAACAAACCUCAGUCUUAUCUCGAUCGACCGGUUCCUCGCUCUGACCUUCCCUUUGAGCUAUAGAAGCAUCAUGACGAAGGCUAGAGCAAUAGCUGCCAUUGCGUUCGUCUGGGGAUAUUCCGGACUGUUAGCAUCUCUCUCCUUCAUGAACUGGUCUGCGGACGCGUCCACAAGCGCUAGUGGAGAAUGCAAGAAAACUGACCGUUACUAUUACACGUUUGCUAUAACCGCAGGCUUUUUCCUGCCUUUAAUCAUUCUCGUCAUCAACUAUUCUAUGGUCUUCAAAGUCGCCUUCACUCAGGCGAAGAAGCUGCAGCAGUUGAAAUCAGCGAGUUCGAUGGAGCCUGCUGAAACAUCUGAUGCCGACUUUAGCCCCGAUCCACGGCCCAGCGUCAUCAGCAUCGGACGGGUCGAACGUAAACGACGAAAAUCGAUCGUGCGCGAGCUGAAAGCCACCAAGACCCUGGCGAUUGUUAUAGGGACUUUCAUCGUGUGUUGGCUUCCGUUCUUCAUCAUAAUGUUCGUCGUUCAGUUUUGCGAUCUCUGCUUGCAUAAAAUUCAUCCCACCGCAACACAAUUUGUCGCGAUCGUAUUCGUUUAUGUUUUACCACUGUUGAACUCGGCUGUCAAUCCCAUCAUCUACUCGAGCUUUAACAGUGACUUCCGUUCCGCUUUCAAGGACAUUUUUAUCCGCGUCUGCACAAUCUGCGGACGGGACAGCUACACUCACAGAUCGUCCUCGGGAGACGAAGACGUUUCUGUCGUGACAUUUUUCCAGAGCAAAUACUACAACGGUACAACUCCACAAAUAGUGAUCCAAGAAGCGAACUCGGCAUCCGAAGAAGGGGAUUCAGUAUAAUUAGACAGUUAUUCUCGAUAGAGAAAAGAUUCAUAUCAGCGGAUCUAAGCUAGUAGGAGCUACUCGACUGAAUUUCGCGCGGCGAAAAGAGUCGCUUAAAUAAGCACUAUAGCGAGUAACACUAACUCUCUAAAUAAAUUGCCUCCAGAUCACUGUUUUUGUUCAGGCGCUUCCACGGUCAAAAAUUAAACAAGAUUUCAAUUUUACCUUGUCGUUUUGUCUACUGAACUGCUUUAAUGAAUGCGGCUAGAUCUCUUUUGGCGACACAUCAAAAGUGUCAUUAACCGAAAAAGCUCUCAAGCAAAUUUGUAGCGUUGGCGUUGAACAUUUCUUUAACUCUGCGAUACAUGUUAAUUUUGAUAUUCCUUAGGAAAUAAACCAUUUAUUGAAAUAAAAACAUUAAGGAUAGA